AUGGAUGCUUAUCACUUAUUACUUGGAAGACCAUGGGUGUAUGACAAGUGCGCUAAAUAUGAUGAAAACCUUAAUACCUAUUCUUUUACAAAGGAUGGACGUAAUAUUAUUUUAAUACCACUGAAUCCAGAAGAAAUUGCUAAAAGUUUGAAACCCAAGAAUGAUUCUUUUGUGACCAAAUUACAAACAAUUGGUCCAAUAAAUAGAGAAAAGUCUUUGAAUAUUGGUAUUACUAUGGAAGAGCACAAGGAGGAGGAGCAUGCAUUAUAUCCACAACUUGAGGAUUUACCUCUGAAGUUUGAUGAUGAUCCAUUGGAGCAUCCCAUAUGUGAGCUUAACUUUCGAACUAAUAUAGAUGCUCAAUAUAAUAUCGAUUUUAUUGUUGAUUAUAUCCUUCCAAACGAGGCAACAUAUUGCACUAAUCCAAAAAUCCAUGAAAUUUUGCAAACACAAGAGGAAGGGUUUCUUAAAAAGGAGUCCAUAAUGGAGGGUUUGAGUUCAUACUUUGUUCCAGCUUUUUUCUUGCCUCCAUAG
This is a messenger RNA of Nicotiana tabacum (common tobacco), 534 nucleotides long. NCBI's taxonomy places the organism in Eukaryota, Viridiplantae, Streptophyta, Magnoliopsida, Solanales, Solanaceae. The record is from RefSeq and is a predicted model, not a curated record.